CCCCGUGGCGCGGGCGGCCGAGUCUGGAGAGGAAACGGCUAUCGGAGCCGCGCUCCUGCCCGGGCCGGCCCUUACGCGGGCCUUGUCAGCUGGUAACGGGGAGCAGAGGUGGGGGUCAGGAAAGCGACCACGAAAACGGUGAAGGUCAGAGCCGCGAGGCCUUGUCCAGGAAGGGCAGGAGCUGGGAGGAGGCGACAGCGGCAGGAGCAGCGGCGGCGGAGGCGGCGGCAUCUGGGAGGAGGUGGUGACGGUGGCAACGGCAGCGUCGGGGACGAUGGCGCGACUGGUGGCAGUGUGCAGGGACGGGGAGGAGGAGUUCCCCUUCGAGAGGAGGCAGAUUCCCCUCUACAUAGACGACACCCUCACGAUGGUGAUGGAAUUUCCUGACAAUGUGUUAAAUCUCGAUGGGCAUCAAAAUAAUGGUGCACAACUAAAGCAGUUCAUUCAGCGACAUAGUAUGCUUAAGCAACAAGAUUUAAGUAUUGCCAUGGUGGUGACAUCACGUGAAGUCUUGAGUGCGCUUUCUCAGCUCGUCCCAUGUGUUGGUUGUCGUCGCAGUGUGGAGCGCCUCUUCUCCCAGCUUGUAGAGUCUGGAAAUCCUGCCCUUGAACCCCUGACAGUAGGGCCCAAAGGUGUCCUAUCUGUAACUCGAAGCUGCAUGACUGAUGCAAAGAAGCUUUAUACAUUAUUUUAUGUACAUGGGUCCAAACUAAAUGACAUGAUAGAUGCUAUUCCAAAAAGUAAAAAGAACAAGAGAUGUCAGUUGCACUCUUUAGAUACGCACAAACCAAAACCUUUGGGUGAAGGCAGCAGUAACAGUGUCAGUUCAGAGAAGUUAAGUACAAAUAAGAGAAGUAGUGAAGACCACAGGAAGGACAGCAAGUGUAGGAUCAUUUUCCAUUAUGGACCUUUCCAGGGAACAGCCAGAGGCUGUUGGAUGGACGUAUGGGAACUUAUGUCCCAAGAAUGCAGGGAUGAAGUAGUUUUAAUUGACUCUAGUUGUCUUUUAGAAACGCUAGAAACAUAUCUGCGAAAACACCGGUUUUGCACUGAUUGCAAAAAUAAAGUCCUCCGAGCAUACAAUAUCCUUAUUGGUGAACUUGAUUGUAGCAAAGAGAAGGGCUACUGUGCUGCACUCUAUGAAGGCUUGCGGUGCUGUCCACAUGAACGACACAUACAUGUUUGCUGUGAAACAGACUUCAUUGCACAUCUCUUGGGUCGUGCUGAGCCAGAGUUCGCAGGAGGGUAUGAGCGAAGAGAAAGGCAUGCUAAGACAAUAGACAUAGCUCAAGAAGAAGUUCUGACCUGCUUGGGAAUUCAUCUUUACGAAAGACUGCAUCGAAUCUGGCAAAAACUACGAGCAGAAGAGCAGACAUGGCAGAUGCUUUUCUAUCUUGGCGUUGAUGCUUUACGAAAGAGUUUUGAGAUGACUGUGGAAAAAGUACAGGGUAUCAGCCGAUUGGAACAACUUUGUGAAGAAUUUUCUGAGGAGGAACGAGUAAGAGAACUCAAGCAAGAAAAGAAACGCCAAAAACGGAAGAACAGACGAAAAAAUAAAUGUGUUUGUGAUAUUCCUACUCCCUUACAAACAGCAGAUGAAAAGGAAGUAAGCCAAGAGAAGGAAACAGACUUCAUAGAAAACAGCUGCAAAGCCUGUGGUGGUACGGAAGAUGGCAGUAGUUGUGUAGAAGUAAUUGUUACCAACGAGACUACAUCAUGUACCUGUCCUGGCAGUGGCAAUCUUUUGGGGUCUCCUAAAAUAAAGAAAGGCUUAUCUCCACAUUGUAAUGGCAGUGACUGUGGAUAUUCAUCUAGCAUGGAAGGGAGUGAAACAGGUUCUCGGGAAGGUUCAGAUGUUGCCUGCACUGAAGGCAUUUGUAAUCAUGACGAACAUGGUGAUGACUCCUGUGUUCAUCACUGUGAGGACAAAGAAGAUGACGGUGAUAGUUGUGUUGAAUGUUGGGCAAAUGCUGAAGAGAAUACCACCAAAGGAAAAAAUAAAAAGAAGAAAAAGAAAAGCAAGAUGUUGAAAUGUGAUGAACAUAUCCAAAAACUUGGAAGCUGUAUUACAGAUCUAGGCAAUCGAGAGACCUCAGGAAAUACCGUGCACACAGUGUUUCACCGGGACAAGACCAAAGAUGCACAUCCUGAAAGCUGUUACAGCAGCUCUGAAAAGGGUGGGCAGCCACUACCUUGGUUUGAGCAUAGGAAAAACAUACAACAGUUUGCAGAACCUACAGAAAUGUCGUUUGGUCCUGAUUCUGGAAAAGGUGCCAAGAGCUUAGUUGAACUCCUUGAUGAGUCUGAAUGUACUUCAGAUGAGGAAAUCUUUAUCUCACAAGAUGAAAUACAGUCAUUUAUGGCUAAUAACCAGUCUUUCUACAGCAAUAGAGAACAAUACCGACAGCAUCUGAAGGAGAAAUUUAAUAAAUACUGCCGCUUAAAUGAUCACAAGAGGCCCAUUUGUAGUGGCUGGUUGACAACGGCUGGAGUAAAUUAAAUAAAGUAGCCCUGUCUUUCAAUGAAACACUCGAGAUGACUACUGCGCCUUCUCUUUCAAAAAAAAAAACCCUCUUAAUUUAGUGACGGAUGGCAAAAUUUUAUCUUAAAUCAAUGUGAUUCUUUCUUGUUUUGGGAGACGGUGGAGGUAAUCUCAUUAGUUUGUUCUUUCUUCAGGCUUGUGUCUUUAGUUGUGUGGCUGCAUAGGCCUGCCAUAUGAUUUAAGCCAUCUCUUUUCAUUAAAUGUUUCUCUUCCUGUGAGACUUACUAAAGCAACUUAGUGGCAAAAAGUAAUGUUGUACUUAUACUUCUGUACAGAAAUGACAGUGAGCUGAAUAUAUGGUUUUACAAAGUAGACAUCCACUUGCAAAAUGUUUGGAUGUAAUGUUAAAGCGCAAUGUGCAAAAUUUAAAAUAAAGAAUAUUUAUUAAUACGCAUAGUAAAA
Molecule: messenger RNA, 2944 nt
Organism: Manis pentadactyla (Chinese pangolin)
Lineage: Eukaryota; Metazoa; Chordata; Mammalia; Pholidota; Manidae
Gene: GGNBP2
Product: gametogenetin binding protein 2
Exons: 15
Coding region: 275-2500 (741 amino acids)
Cellular component (GO): nucleus; cytoplasm
Source: RefSeq, a predicted model, not a curated record